AAGUACUUCUCCUCCAACCAUAACAGAAGAGAACCCAAAAGAAGCUGCAGAGCAAGAACCCUCGAAAUGGGUCUGAAAAUCGCUGGAGAAAUAGAGAGAGUGAACGGGAAGGACCUGAGCUACAGUGAAUUUGUAGAGCGAUACCUGGUGAAGAAUCAGCCGGUGGUUCUGACGGGACUCAUGGACGGUUGGCGGGCGUGCAAAGAUUGGGUCCUCGACAACGGCCGCCCCAAUCUCCGCUUCUUCUCUACCCAUUUUGGUAAUUCCAGAGUUCAGGUUGCAGACUGUUCUACUCGAGAGUUCACUGACCAGAGGAGAGUAGAAAUGUCAGUUUCAGAGUUCAUUGACUACUGGCUUGAAUUUUCUUAUAAGGGGUUUGAUGGUGCUUCAACUUGUGGUUUUGAUGGCAAGUCACCAUUGUAUUUGAAGGACUGGCAUUUUGUAAAGGAGUAUCCAGACUAUUUAGCGUACACAACUCCGCUCUUUUUCAGUGAUGACUGGCUGAAUUUUUAUCUUGAUACAUUCCGCAUGCACACCAAACCUGAUAUUGACCAAGAGAAAAAUGAAAUAGCUUGUUCUGACUAUCGUUUUGUUUACAUGGGAGCAAAAGGAACAUGGACUCCUCUACAUGCUGAUGUUUUCCGGUCCUAUAGCUGGUCAGCAAAUGUGUGUGGCAAGAAACAAUGGUAUUUUCUAUCUCCUAUUCAAUGUCACCUUGUGCAUGACAGGAGUAUGAAACAUUCUGUAUAUGACAUCUUUGAGGAUGUUAGUGGAGUAAAGUUCCCUGGUUUUGACAAGGCCAUUUGGUUGGAAUGCACUCAAGAACAAGAUGAGAUAAUCUUUGUUCCUAGUGGAUGGUACCAUCAAGUUCAUAAUCUGGAAGAUACAAUUUCAAUUAAUCACAACUGGUUCAAUGCCUAUAAUUUGCCCUUUGUGUGGGAUUUGCUUUUGAGAGACUAUAAGGAUGCUAAGGAGUACAUUGAAGACAUCAAAGAUAUAUGUGAUGAUUUUGAGGGACUUUGCCAGCGCAAUCUUGCUGCUAACACAGGGAUGAAUUUCCAUGACUUCUUCAUCUUCUUGGUGCGUUUCUCCUUGGCCAACUCACUUCAACUUUCCCUUCUGUCGAGGGGAUAUAAAAAUUCCACCUGGAGUUCUUCAAGGAGAGUACAGCAUAUAGUUUUCAACCUUAAAACUGUACGGGACACUGCAGUAAAGAUGAAAUCUAUGGUUCUGGCAGGAAAUUGUGGUGUCUCAAUUGUUUUGAAUGAAAGCUUGGAGGAUUCUACAUUCCUUGAACUGUGCACGGUUUUAGGAAGAACAUACCAGAUGCUACACGAACCAUAUGAAUUUAACAUUACAACAGAAGUCUUACUGGAUGAUUUAUUGGACUUGGAUCUUAUUGAAUCUUUUUCUCGUGUUUGUAGUCCUGAAGAUCUAGUGAGAGUAAUAGACCAGGUUUUACAAAGCUCAGUUCCAUUGGCUGCGGGGAAUGGCUCCGUUAGAUGAAUUGGAUAAUGGUGGAAACUGGCAACUAAGAAUACUGAGGGGAUCCUGGCAAUUAAGUUUCUAUAAACCCCUAAAAGGUGCAGUGGCCUUCAUCUGUAUGGUUCCAGAACACAAAUUAUUAUUUUGCAAGUCCAUAACAUGCGCAGCUUCACAAAAGAUGAAGAACACUGAUAUAUCUUACCCCUGGAGGGAAUCUCUUAACAUGCAAAAACAUUCAAUCAUUCAGGUUGCCCAACGACAUAGAGCUGCUGGAGAAUCUCGAUGAAUCUGAAGCUGUAUUUGCCGUUUCAUCUGGUUAUCACUCAUCCGUCAAGAAUGAAAAUCAAGCUCGGGCAUAUCCUUUUACUUCCAAGAUUACAGGUCUUGAGAUAAUAGAGCAAGUCAUUUUUUCAUCUUUUGAUAACUUAACAUUUCUUUUGUAAUGAAAGUACUACUAAUAAAUAAAGGUUGAACCUCAUUUGAUGUUCCCUGUUUUUAA
This is a messenger RNA of Diospyros lotus (date-plum), 1984 nucleotides long. RefSeq names its product arginine-specific demethylase JMJ20. Gene Ontology annotation, cellular component: nucleus; cytoplasm. The record is from RefSeq and is a predicted model, not a curated record. The transcript has 9 exons. NCBI's taxonomy places the organism in Eukaryota, Viridiplantae, Streptophyta, Magnoliopsida, Ericales, Ebenaceae. Gene Ontology annotation, molecular function: histone H4R3 demethylase activity; sequence-specific DNA binding. Gene Ontology annotation, biological process: protein hydroxylation; positive regulation of translational termination; negative regulation of gene expression. The coding region runs from base 67 to 1506 and encodes 479 amino acids.